AUGGAGAUGGAGAAGACGAGAGGAGAGGGAAAAGAAAAGGCCGAGAUGAAGAAGAAAAGAAAAGACGGCAGCGAGAGGCGGCGGGUUUCAUCUCCACCAGGCCCAGAACAACGCUCCACCGGCUUCGUGGGCAUUGAGCAUUACGUAUCCUUGCGUCCAGAGGGCUGA
Messenger RNA from Trichophyton verrucosum HKI 0517, 168 nucleotides. RefSeq lists its product as uncharacterized. Lineage: Eukaryota; Fungi; Ascomycota; Eurotiomycetes; Onygenales; Arthrodermataceae. Bases 1 to 168 code for a protein of 55 amino acids. The transcript has a single exon. The record is from RefSeq and is a predicted model, not a curated record.